Molecule: messenger RNA, 3363 nt
Organism: Harpegnathos saltator (Jerdon's jumping ant)
Lineage: Eukaryota; Metazoa; Arthropoda; Insecta; Hymenoptera; Formicidae
Gene: vn
Product: membrane-bound neuregulin protein vein
Exons: 9
Coding region: 572-2347 (591 amino acids)
Source: RefSeq, a predicted model, not a curated record
UGUGUGUGCGCGAGUGAGACAGAGGGGAAAGAGAGAGAGAGAGAGAGAGAGAGAGAGCGAAGCGGCCGCAUGCCGCGACACGUCGCUGUUACCUGUGCCGGCUCCGCCGAGGAUGAAGAGCACGGCGUCGCGUAGAAUGAAGACCGACGUGGAAGAAGCCCCGACGCUCCACUACCAGUGGUACAACACCUCGUGAGAGACGUCCGAGCCAGAAGAGAGACUUCCGAGGCAGAAGAGAGAGCCGACCGACGGCGCGCGCGCUGAGUCGAUUCGGCGAGCGGGACGGCGAGACGCGCGGCUCGCGCGCGACAGUAAGCGGAUAAUCGCGCGCGCGGAAGGGCACGACGACGACGACGGGGAGGAGGCGAGUCCCGAAGAGAGAGAGAGAGAGAGAGAGAGAGAGCAGCGCGACUGCUUAACAUAGGACUCGCGAUAGCAGCAGCGGUGAAGGGGCUCGCUGCGAGCUCGUGGGAGCCGAGGAGGGGGCGAGGAGCGUGUGUGCCUCUCUGUGUGCGAAUCGGGGUGACCGAGGUGUCGACCUCACCCCCGAUCACACCAUCAACCAGGUUGGAUGAUGUGGGCGCCUCUGCUUUUGGCCGGCUUCUUCAGCGGCUGGUGCGGCGCACUGGCGCUCGCUGCGGCACCCCCUGCCGUUCGGGACACCCCGGGAGAUACGACGGCGACGGCGACGGCGACGGCGACGACGAGCAUCGCCACGAGGUAUUACCUUCGGCCGCCACCGGUGAGCCUGCUGGACGAGACGGUGCGCAAGGUCGUCCCGGGCUACCACACGCGACAGCUCCCCGUGUACUCCUGGUACUCCGAGACUCGAUACUCCGCGCGUGACCGUGACCUUGACAAGGUCCCGUCGGCCGACGGGAGCCAGCAGCCGUCGAAGGAGAGAGAACGCCCGCCGGAGAAUGUCAGAGCCGCGCUGCUGCAGAGCUCGCGUCGCUCGAGCGCGAGCAGCCACGGGGAGGUGCUAUCCUCUUCGUCCGACGGGGGGGACCUCGGAGCCGGGUCUCGUGGAGUGCCCCUGAGAAAGCACGCUGACGCUUUUCACCCAAAGACGGACGAGUCCGUGCUGACUCGCGCACCUCGCCACUCCUCGAGCCAGACGCCCUUCGCGUAUCCGCCGACGGCGACGGCGACGGCGACGGCGACGGCGAUGGCGACGGCGACGGCGACGGCGACGGCGACUGAGUCGUCGAUGACGGCGCGCUCGCGGCUCGCCCGCUCGGCGAAGCAACGACCAAAGAACCGCACGAGGGUGGACUCGCCGCGCGAGCAGCGGCGCCGCUGCAGGAACAAGGAGCGCUGCCGCGGGCAGAAUUGGUGUCCCGACGUCGACGUGGGCAAUCGCGCCUACCUGGCGCCCACCGUGUUCGAGGCUAAGGCGCGCAGCAUGUCCUCCCCGAGGAAGCCCGGCUCGAACUACGCGGUGACCUUCGAGGUGAAGCAGGUCUACAAGAGCCAGUCGGGUUUCCAGCCGCUGCAGAAGAACGACAGCGUGCGGCUUCAUUUUCGCGACAAAUCGGCGCCCGGCAAGUCCACCGCAACGUGCAGCGGCCACGAGGCUGCUGGCGCCGCUGGCAAGGGCAAUAAGCAGAAGCAGCAGCAGCAGCAGCAGCAGCAGCAGCAGCAGCAACAGCAGCGCGAUAAUUCGAGUGAUGUGGUGCGAGCCAAUAUUAAAAGGGGCAAAGUGUAUCUAGUGUUUGUGGAUCGCGUGGGACCCAGGAACUUCACGAUUCUCGGCGAGCCGGUAAUCCGCAGCAAGAAGAACGAACAGGCCGUCCAGGCUGUCGUUCGGCCGGAUUACGUGCGAGAAGUUACGUUGUCCGAGCUCAGGGACUCGAUAGCGAGGUUACGGGAGAGAGUGAAGCUAGUAUGCAGGACGAGGGGCUCGCCGCCCCCGAGUGUGCGCUGGCUGAAGAACGGUGUACCGCUGCACCCCCGAAGAGGCCUCAGGAUUCAGCACAAACGGCGGAGAUCGAAACUCGUGAUAUCCUCCGCGAAGCUCGAGGACUCCGGCACAUACGAAUGCGUGGCUGAGAGCACUUCCGGUCAUCGGGCCUCACUCGCGGCCCAACUUCUAGUCACUCCUGAUCCCAGAAUUGCGGAAACAACGACAGCGGCGUGGCCCCGUCGGGAGGAGCCCUGUCCGAUCCCAGGAGAUUUUUGCAUGAACGGUGGUACCUGCCUAUUUUUCGAGACCGUCGGUGAACCGGCAUGCAGAUGCGCGGAUGGCUUCACGGGUCUGCGGUGCGAGACGAAGGACGUCAUCAGCACCGGAAAUAUGGAUAAGUUCUCUUCGUUCGCCGAGGACGUGACGCUCGCCCGCUUCUAGCGCAUCUAGCGGCACUGUCAAGCUUGCACAUCGGGACAUUCAUCGUGUUUUGUUUUGUUGUAGCCUCACCCACGCCCCCUCCCUAACCUCGUACAGGUUCCUGCAUCCGCGACUUCGCCCUCCACGCUCUCCUCGGGCUCUCCUACAGCGCGUCUCCUUGCGCUUCCUUCUCCCACGACGCCACCGACGUCGUCCUCGUCAUCCGCCAACUCGCCUAACCACCCUGAGCACUCGCUGCUCGUCCAACGUCACUUUUUCCUACCGCUUCCGACCCCCCGAAGCGCCCUCCUAUCCGUCAUCUCCUGCCUCCCUUCCCCGAUCCCUCUGCGUUUCGCCCUCUGUCCGCCGUUAUCCUCGCGAUGUCGACUUGCUUCAAGGCGACGACGACGGCGGCGAAGGCGGCGACCACGUCAGCCCGCAACCACCAUCGUUUCUCAAAGGAGAGCCUCAGGAGACGAAGCGAGCCGCCGACCAACGUCAUCCUCGCGCACUCCGCACCCUGGACCGUCGUGAAUCGGAAUUCCGCGAGCUAGUCUGAACGAACGAGAGUGCCAGCGUCAUCGUCGUCGCGUUGAGCGCCCUUUCUACGCCAGAGACGAAGGCCCAAUGCGACCAAGAGCUUUCACCCUGCACCUGCUGAGCUUCCCUUGGAUCGUGACGAAGACCACCAGAGCGAGUAACCUGCGCGCGUUAGCCGGAGCAAAGCAGCCACUUCCAACCGAGGGAUUAGAAAACUUCCAACGACUUCCUGCCGCCAUCUUAUCUGCCAGGAAACUGCUUCUCUCCGCUGAACGGCACGAAGACAUCGCGACGUCGCAACAUCACUUAUUACGAUCCAUUGUUUCCCGGCGAGGACGUUCCCGUGGCGAUCUCGUCGCGAUUGAUUUAAAUCCUCGAUCGAGCUACGUUCGACCUGCUCGUUGACGUUCACUUCGACGUUCCUCUACGAGUGAACGCGGAGAGGACUCGCGGUUUACACAAUUCGGGGGAUAAUUGACGUCGUUACACGCACGAGC